AUGGCAAAGACUAGAUACCAAACCAGUCUAACAGCUGAAGCUGAAGGUGAUUACCCUUCCUUCAAGCAAGUCAAUGUUCUUUUCGAGGGCCUCCAAGAUAUUCUGUAUCGACUCUGGACAUGUAGGUCAAGCUUCAUGGUGCAAGCUGCAGAGGCUUUGGCAAACGGAAGUAGGAACCCAUUGUGGCGACUUCCGUACGGACAGAGUGGUGUUUUAACUUUUUUUCUCCAACUUAUUGCUUCAAAGGAGGAUGUUGGUACUGGUCUGCUCCUUCAUGCUUUGCGAUUGAUUGGGAACUCCUGUGCCGACACUGACGAAAACAGAACAAUUGUUGUGAAAGGAAACUACACUUCUGCUAUCAUCCAACAUCUUCUGAAUCCCGAACUCAUAAAGAUAGUAAUACCUGUUAUUUACAACAUUUGCAUUGAUUUUGGUGAGGUAAAUUGA
This is a messenger RNA of Aspergillus oryzae RIB40, 447 nucleotides long. RefSeq lists its product as uncharacterized. Gene Ontology annotation, cellular component: cytosol. NCBI's taxonomy places the organism in Eukaryota, Fungi, Ascomycota, Eurotiomycetes, Eurotiales, Aspergillaceae. The coding region runs from base 1 to 447 and encodes 148 amino acids. Gene Ontology annotation, molecular function: guanyl-nucleotide exchange factor activity. Gene Ontology annotation, biological process: positive regulation of GTPase activity. The transcript is spliced from 3 exons. The record is from RefSeq and is a predicted model, not a curated record.